AUGUUGCUGACGCCACCUUGUUCCAGGAUUUGUUCAAUAGGUCUUGUAUUCCUAAACAAGUAUUUGCUUAGCGAUGAUAUAUUGAAGCUUGAUGCACCACUUUUCGUCACCUGGUACCAAUGCUUUGUGACAGUAGUAUUGUGUUAUGCGUGUUACAGUGUUUCUUUAUUGUUUCCUUCGUGGUUCAGUUUUCCAUGUGUAUCUUUUAAUCACCGUAUUUCGAGAGAGGUAUUGCCUUUGUCGUUUGUAUUUGUUGGAAUGAUAACCACAAACAAUUUAUGCUUAAAAUAUGUUGGUGUUUCAUUCUAUUACAUCGGGAGAUCGCUGACUACUGUAUUCAAUAUGGUACUUUCAUAUUUUUUGCUGGGACAGAUUACUUCAUUUAAAUCUAUUCUAUGUUGUGCUCUAAUUAUUAGUGGAUUUUUACUUGGAGUGAAUCAGGAAGAUGCUGCAGGUACCUUAUCCACUACUGGUGUUAUUUAUGGUGUAGCAUCAUCUGUCUGUGUUGCUUUGAAUGCCAUUUAUACCCAGCGAGUCCUUCCAACAGUUGGUGGAAGUAUUGCACAGCUUACUUUAGAUCGUUUCUUCAUUUCAAGACACAACAAUAUGAAUGCACUGAUAUUAUUUUUACCGAUUGUCUUAUUUUCUGGCGACAUUAAUGAAAUACUUUAUUUUCCUCAUUUACUGUCCUCAUGGUUCUGGAUUUUGAUGUCUCUUUCUGGCGUUUUUGGUUUUUUGAUUAGCUAUGUGACCGGAUGGCAAAUUCAAGUUACAUCACCUUUAACCCAUAACAUCAGUGGUACGGCUAAAGCAGCAUCACAAACAGUUAUUGCAGUUGUUUGGUGGCAAGAAGUGAAACCACUAUUAUGGUGGAUAAGUAAUACAAUUGUUUUAUUUGGGUCUACUCUGUAUACAAUAGUUAAAGGAAAGGAAAUGGCUAAUAAACAUGAGACUAAUAAAUCUAAAGCGAAUGAUACUCUCGAGCGACAAUCCAUGCUUCUUGAUUUGAGCGACGAAACUCACCUGUAG
This is a messenger RNA of Thelazia callipaeda (thelaziosis nematode), 1029 nucleotides long. The record is from the annotation of a GenBank genome assembly. NCBI's taxonomy places the organism in Eukaryota, Metazoa, Nematoda, Chromadorea, Rhabditida, Thelaziidae.